This is a messenger RNA of Morone saxatilis (striped sea-bass), 5275 nucleotides long. RefSeq names its product ER degradation-enhancing alpha-mannosidase-like protein 3. Gene Ontology annotation, cellular component: endoplasmic reticulum; membrane. The record is from RefSeq and is a predicted model, not a curated record. The transcript has 21 exons. Bases 605 to 3226 code for a protein of 873 amino acids. Gene Ontology annotation, molecular function: mannosyl-oligosaccharide 1,2-alpha-mannosidase activity; calcium ion binding. Gene Ontology annotation, biological process: carbohydrate metabolic process; mannose trimming involved in glycoprotein ERAD pathway; endoplasmic reticulum mannose trimming. Lineage: Eukaryota; Metazoa; Chordata; Actinopteri; Moronidae.
AGGUUCUUUGACAGCUCGGUACUCGACGUCAGGCUACUGUAUAGUGAUACUUGGCGACGUGUCAUCGACCAUUUAACUGUAUGAUAGUCGGUCUACACGGCAAGUGAAUCAUUCGUUUCAGGUUCAAGAUGGUGUUUAGACCCAGCGUGCUCUCUUUAUCUAGACAUUAAGGUUGCUGUCUAACUAAGCGGCGCUGCUGACGGCGAACUAGCAACUUGUUAGCUGGCUAGCAACAGGGAGCCUCCCAGCACUGUGAUGGCUAGCAAGUGUUAGCUACACCGUCUCACCGUGCCGUCAGGUUUGUCAUUGGUGAUCGAGGAUCAGCUGUAGCUCGCUGCCUCUUCUUGUUUACAUGGACACAGUCAGCUGAAGUGCUCUGGAGGCAUGUGGUGGUCGUAACAAUACUGGAUCAACCGCAGAAUAACCACAGUGGAAAUAUGGAAAUGGAUCUGGGAGGCAGCUAACGUACAGCCGACUGUCUACCAAUAUGAGGACGACCGGGACUCUAACGGAGGACGGCUGUGCCCGCUGGACUGUUUGACUUUCGUGUGGGCGUUGGGCUAGAGGACAGGGGGUUUGUUUGUCCCUAUUAAAGCUUAACCCCAUGCGAGACUACACGAAGAGAAGAGGAAAGAAACUGUUCUGGGAACUGGCCCACACGUCUGGCGCUGGGAUGAUGCUGAAGACCCUACUGAUCACCAGUCUUCUUGGCUGGGUGAAAAGUCAAGAGAGCCAGAGCAUGACCCCGGAAGAGAAGACUGUUGUCAGGGACCAGAUUAUAGAAAUGUUCGAUCACGCUUAUGGCAGUUACAUGAAAUAUGCCUAUCCAGCAGAUGAGCUGAUGCCUCUGAGCUGCAGAGGACGAGUCCGUGGCCAGGAGCCCAACAGAGGGGACAUAGAUGACUCAUUGGGGAAGUUUUCUCUCACACUGAUUGACACCCUUGAUACCCUGGUGGUAUUAAACAAGCUUGAUGAGUUUGAGGACGCAGUGAGGAAGACCGUGACGGAUGUACGCCUGGACAAUGAUGUGGUGGUGUCCGUGUUUGAGACCAACAUCAGAGUUUUAGGAGGGCUUUUGGGAGCCCACGUGAUGGCUGACCUUCUACGGCAGCGUGGGGAGAGGAUGCAGUGGUAUCGGGAUGAGCUCCUACACAUGGCCAAAGAGCUGGGCCAUCGAUUACUGCCUGCCUUUAACACCACAAGUGGCCUUCCCUAUCCUAAGGUGAAUCUGCGGUAUGGAGUCCUUAACCCACUUUCACGCACAGGCACUGAAUCGGACACCUGCACAGCAUGUGCUGGAACAAUGAUCCUGGAGUUUGCUGCCCUCAGCAGACUGUCAGGAGAGUCUGUGUUUGAGGCAAAUGCAAGGAAGGCUCUGGAUGUCCUCUGGGACAGGAGACAGAGAGGAAGUGACUUGGUGGGGACUGUUAUUAAUAUCCAUAAUGAAGAAUGGGUCCGAAGAGACAGUGGAGUUGGUGCUGGUAUUGAUUCAUACUAUGAAUAUCUGAUGAAGGCCUACAUUCUUCUAGGAGACAAUGUUUUUCUGGAGAGGUUCAACAUUCACUACAGUGCCAUUAUGAAGUACAUCAGCCAGCCUCCCCUGCUGCUCAAUGUACACAUGCACAACCCCACCGUGAGCGUGCGCAGCUGGAUGGAUUCUCUCCUGGCAUUCUUCCCUGGCCUACAGGUUUUAAGAGGAGAUCUGAAACCAGCUAUUGAGACUCAUGAAAUGCUUUACCAAGUCACCAAACAGCACAAAUUUCUUCCAGAGGCUUUCACUACAGAGUUUAGAGUUCACUGGGGCCAACACCUACUGAGACCAGAGUUUGCAGAAAGCACCUACUACCUCUAUAAGGCCACUGGCGACCCCUACUACCUCAGAGUGGGACAGUCCAUCGUGGAAAAGCUCAAUGCCUACGCCCGGGUGCCUUGCGGCUUUGCUGCUGUGCAAGAUGUCCGCACUGGGACACAUGAAGACAGGAUGGACUCGUUCUUUCUGGCUGAGAUGUUUAAAUACCUGUACCUGCUGUUUUCGGAGAAGGGCGAGCUGCCUAUCGAUAUUGACGACUACAUCUUUACCACGGAAGCUCACCUACUUCCUGUAUCUCUGUCCACCACCAAGCCGCCCUGUCAAGGCAACAAUACGGAGAGUGUUCCUGUCUCCCAAGAAGAAGAUCUGUUCACACAUUCCUGCCCCAGCAUGGAGACGUUGUUCCCCAACAACCCUUCAUUUGCCAAAACCAUCCGGGACGGCUACAAGUACCUCACUGGGGUGGGACGAGCAUUCCACCCCUUACCUGUCAGGGAAAUUGAACUACCCCUCCAUGAUAAUGGCAUGGAGCCAGUGGAGUUCUUGAAAAGCAUGGGCAUUUCUCUCACUCCACUAAAUGAGGUCAUUGCAGGAGGCGCUGGACGUCAUAGGGAACAUAAAGGAGUGUACCGAGUAAAACUUGUGGCAGAGGUAAGCCAGGCACCAGAGGAGGAGGAGGUGGUGCCUCAUGUUGUUCAGCUCAUAUCCCCACCAUUUCUGGGCAGGACGGUCCUCACGGCAGGACCUGCCAAGUUUGGAAUGGACCUCACCAAGCAGGAGCACGGGGUGAAGGGCAGCAUAGUGAAAGCCUCUCCCUACACUGCAUGUGGGCCAAUAGAUAAUGCAGUGGGGCUUAAAGGCCAUAUCGCUCUGGCGCUGCGUGGUGACUGCAUGUUCGCUGUAAAGGCUCGGCGGCUGCAGGAGGCCGGAGCCAUAGGAGUCAUCUUUAUAGACCACCGUGAGGGAAGUAAUAGCGAGGAAACACCACUCUUCCAAAUGGUUGGAGAUGGCGACUCCACUGAAGACAUCACCCUGCCUUUGGUCUUCCUGUUCAGCCGCGAGGGUGCCAUGCUCACAGCCGCUCUGGAGGAACAUCACAAUGUGGAUGUGCUGCUGCUGCCCAAGGAGAGGCAGCUGGGGCAUGAUAAGACAGAAAAACCUAUGGGCAUGAACAUCAAACUCCGCCUGGCAGAGGAGGGGGAGCUGGACGAAGGAGAAGAAAGAGGGCCCACCUUGGAGUUUGUCUUGGAGAAAGAGGAGGUUGUUCUUAAGGAAGAGGAGCUCAGAGGACAGCUUCAGUCGCAACAGCAGCAGCAGUUCUGCACACGAGUGGCAGAGAACGACAGAACUGAACCGUGUUCAGCAGGUUCUUCUCAAACCCAAAACUCUGACAGUGGACCAGACACAAACCCUUGACCACUGCUGAUCCCGAAGCAGCCAAGUUUCCUGACACUGAAUCCCUUGUCAGUUUCUGAAUGGCAGGUGCCUCAGAGCUCCUCACUGCCCUACAUGGAGCCCUAACUGACCCAGCCCGCAUGUUUACAACCGAGAGUCAAGCUCCCAUCCUGUCUUGACUUUAAAACCUAAGAUGGUUCUGUAUUUAUUAGACAGAGAGGCAACGUGGAGCUCUCAUUCUGUGUGGUGCAGAUCUCUUUGAAAUGAGAGAUCUAAACUAGGUAGUUACACGCCAAAAGCUGUAGGUUAGGAUGGUUGGGCAGGUGCUGCCCCCACCAAGCCUGUAGUGUUGCUAUUGUAGGCACAUACAAGGUGUUCGUGGUGAUAAUGACGUAAAUCAAUGACUUUAGAGUUUAAAAUUACCUCACCUUAGAGGAAAACAUAGAUAUGGCAAAAAUGUACUCAGCUAGGUUUUUAUGCAAUGCAGUUUGUUUUUAAUGUAGAUUGCACCUUUUCACUACUGUUAGAUAUUCAGCAACGUUGAAUGGAAUAUCACCUGGCCAGUAGGUGGAGUUAGCUACCAUAACUUCUCAGUAACAUAACAUCAGCAGAUGAAGGAAAUGAAAUGGGGCCAAUUUGGAGAGUUUAUUUUGUACUAGGAAGCAACUUCAGGGAAUUUCAAGAGUGAAUGCAGUUUGCUAGGUUGACCCAUUUGAUGAAAUGUGUGUGUGUGUGUGGUUGUGUGUUUGUGUUGGGUGUGUGUGUGUGUGUGUGUGGUUCGCCAUUUUUUUUUUUGCUAUAAUGUGUGUGUGUGUACAAGGUGUGUAACAACUAUGAUACCCAAGGAAGCAUCUCGACUAACACAUUCAUGCUAUCAGUUAAAAAAGUAAUCAUGCCAGGAAUUAAGAAUAAAAAGGUUGUGGGAUUGACCACUGGAAUCUUUUGAAAUUAAGUUUGGAUUUGAUUUGUAACAUUGCAAAAAUGACCAAAGCUGGUUUUCUUGCAACUGAAGUCUACAUGUAACUAAUGGUUAGUUCCAGAUACGGCAUCACAGGUUGGUCUGCAGUCCCUGGCUGCUGUGCACUUUGAAACACGGGUAUGAUCGCCUGUGGCAGAUUCAAACAGAAAUGAACAUUCAGCCUGUCUUUGCAUUGUGUGUUGCAAUGAGUCAUUUUAAUAUCAGUCAUUUGUCAUUGCAUUUACGUUGUAUAACGAUGCAAUGUUUAUACCCACCUUAAAAUUUAAGGAAAAAUCUACUUAAAAACAAAACAAUCUAAUAUUUAGUGACAUCCAUUGAGAUUGCUGGAGCACAGCGAGGUUUUUCCUAGAUUUAAAAUGGUAACAGUCAAACUGGAAAGGCCAAUUGAAUUAUGUACAUUGUCUGAUGUUGUAGGAUUGAUACAGUUAUACUCAGUGAAAAUUGGAUGCAUUUUGGAUCCAAUGUGGUUUUGUCAAGACUUAAAUGUACCUGCUGUUAGUCUCUCAUACUCCCUAAUCUAAUCCAUAUUUUGGGCAUUCUUAUGUGUAAUAACUAUAUGCAACAAUUCAGAUAAAAGCAUAACUCGGUGUUCACUUACUUCAUUCACAUUAAUAUUUUGUUGCAUGAUUUCUGUCUUUUGUGGUACAUGAAAUGUGAGCUUACGUUUGUGAGUCGAAAACGCUCUCUGUGCCAGAGUAUGUUUUCUUUUACGUUUGUGUAGUAGACCUAUUCCUGAUGCUGCUGAGUUUUCAAGUCUUAAUCCAACAUGACUUUUUUGUUUUUUGUUUAGCCUGUAUAAGGCUUUGCCAACCCAUAUACCUCAGGACUGAGUACUGUGGACUGUGUUCUCUGUUCACACAGAGAAAAAGCACCAUGGACAAGAAGUAGGGGAUUCUUUUAAUUAUUUUUAAUGCAAUUUAAUUUUGUGUUCAGCUGGUUUUUCAAGAUUUUGGUUGAUCUGUCACUGAAAGUUAAACAGUGCCAAAGGAGAAGCAUGACAUUGCUCCAAUUUCUGUUUCAUAUCUUCUCUGUAUUUAGUUUCUGACUGAGCUGAGGCAGUCCCGUCAAUAAAUUUAAAAUCACCAUUUCAA